Messenger RNA from Bactrocera oleae (olive fruit fly), 4854 nucleotides. The record is from RefSeq and is a predicted model, not a curated record. Lineage: Eukaryota; Metazoa; Arthropoda; Insecta; Diptera; Tephritidae.
UUAGCAGAUCUGUAAUAGUUAAAGUAGGUAUACUCGUAUAAAAAUUAGCUCUUAAAAACAUCGAUGAAUUCAUAUACAUAUAUAGAUCAUUUGGUUGUUAAUGUAAUCUUUACCAUGAAAGUAAUAUUUGUGUUAAACUAACGAUAUUGUGACACGUAAAAUAGCAGGAUUUCGUUGCAAAUACCUGCAUACUGCAAACUUAUGUAAUUUUUUCAACAGUAAAGUUACUCAAAGAUUUGCGGACAACCAGGCGUAUUAGUAAUCAGCAAUAUUGUAAUAUAUACAUACAGAGAUAUGUAGUACACGCAGUAUGUUAUGAUUAACAUAUGAUUAUUAGUAUGAUGAUGAAUGAAGGAUUAAGUUUUCAUGACAAAUUCCAAUCCACAUUCAAAAAUUAACAGCGACCUAUUUGUCUAUAAAUAUAUAUCUGUAUAAGCAUGUACAUACAUCGUCAUUCCGAAAGGUAUCUUCAAAUUUUACAGAAAAUCGACAUCGUUUCACUCGCCUUACAUAAAUAUACUAAAUUUCUAGCUCCAUAUGGAUUUAUGUUUGAGUGUACCUGCGUUGGCAUAUUUAAAUAAAACGCCGCCCGAUAUUGCAGAAUUUUGUCAUACGUUUUUGUCUUUUAGUAGUGCAUUAUUUAUAUUUUAGUAUACACAAUAAAAUUGAAAUGGGGACUUUCACCGCGACCUAAGGUCUUCAUUUAUAAACCACAGCAGAACUUUCCUGCACUACACUUUCAAAAAAAAGGGAUUAAUAAUUUAAGAAAAAGUAAAUAAAUAUAUUUUCAAAUACAUGGACUACGUCCGUCGAAUGUGGAAAUGAUUAACAUAAAAGUAUACUCUAGAUCCCAUUAAUACAUGCACACAUGGUCAAAUCUGAGUGUUUUUCUAUAAAUAAGCUUGAAAUAAUGUCGACGGUUACAAUUUGAUAAAAAAAAAACAAGUUGAAACGUUAAUUUGGCUGCACCGAAGCUAUAAUACCUUUCAGAGGUUCAUGCUUUCUUACAGGAACUCGAUUUUGAUCGUUCAGUUUGUAUGGCAGCUAUAUUCUAUAGUAUUCCGAUUAAGGCGGUUCCAAUAAAUUAGCAGCUUCUUGGGAAGAAAAUAUUGUGUGCAAAAUUUCAGAUCGAUAUCUCAAAAACUGAGGGACUAGUUCGCAUGUAUACACUCAGACAGACGGACAUGACUAAACUGACUCAGCUCGUCACGCUGAUCUCCGAGGUUUUCUUCUAGGUGUUACAAACUUCGUGCAAAAUUUAAUAAUACGUUCAAGGUAUAUUUAAAUCAAUAAAAAUGAAUAAAUAAAUCAAUUCAAUGAAAUAUCCAACGUAUCUUUGUUUAUAUGGAUAUUUGUGGUCACAAAGGUUAAUAGCAAUUUUUAUUCAAGCUUCAAAAGGAAUAUACAAGCUGAGUAAAAUAUUUCUGGCAAGUAAGCUUAGUUAUGGUUAAAAUUUCCCAAUUUUCAAUCUGUUGUAUUGUCCACGGAAUUUGAUUCAAAUUGUUAAAGCAAUGGGUUGGUCCACGGAAUUUGGUUCAAAUUGUUAAAGCAAUGGGUGAGAUAUGAGAAGUGGAUGAUGCUACAGUUGAACUGAUCAGCAGUAUUGUUUACAUCCAGUACUGAUAUUAUUGGGCAAUAGUCGCAAGAUUCCUGUGCACCAGAGUGCUCUUAUAAAUAUUGGGAUAAGUUUUAUGAUGACAUGGUUCUUACAAUGUUUGAUUUCAAAAGGGUGUGAACAUUCUUUAUUAAUCUGCCUUAUCUUUCAUUUGCUACCUUGAUUGCAGAAUUCUAAAAAUAAAUUACAACAUACGAAAUGGAAGGAAAAAUUGUGAGUCUGUAGCUUGUACGCAUUCUUUGCGUCGCACGCAUAAGCCUUAUGUCCGAUUUAAUUACUAAUAUUAAUUUUUAUGUCAAUGUACUUUAGAAAAUUUCGGUAUUAUGCAUUGCAUAUUUACAUGAUAAUUACAUUGUAGGUAGGUGGGUAGAGUGGCUGUCUAACAACGCACCUAGGCCUAUAGGAGGCCCAUUGUGAUAAUUACAUUGUUUACAUAUGUAUAAAUAUACCUUGGUGAAUUCAAGUUAAUUCAUUAUUUGAAAUUUGUGCAUCCCUCCAAAAAAAUUAUUUAUGUGAAAAUGGUGUUUUAAUUGGUAAAUAAUUUCCUUCAAGGAGACGAUGCAGACUUUUUUAUCGUAUUGAAUUAAAAACAUGUGGAUAGCUGUUACCUUUAAUGUAGUCUCAUAUCCUUUGUUUGAAGUAUAUGACAAGAUCUUGUUACUACUUCAGAAAUCAGUACUAAUGCAAAUUUGUUUAUGUCGCGCUUUCUGUUGAAAUAUCAAACAGUUUUCAAAGUUGAAGAGCAAUACUUAGCCAAUAUGUCUACCAGCUUAUCUACAACCGUGGCUCCCACAAAAACUACACGCAAAGUAACCAAAAAGUCAACACUCAAGUCCGCUAAGAGCCAGAAUAUUGAGACGAUUAGCGUUGAUUUUAAUAACAGUAUUCUCGAUGGCCUCGAGAGCAGUUAUCCGCCUAAAGUAACCAAGAAAAAACUAUCCGGUGCCGUUACAAUAAGCUCUAUGUCUAGUUCAACGACCACAGAAACCAAAACUUCCGCAAGCAUAAAAGAGCCGACCGAGGUCCUGCAAAAUGAGAACGUUGCAGCCGUCGAAAGCAAACAAGAGCUAGCAACAGACAAUGGCAAAAAGAAAGCAAGAAGUAAGAAAAGUAGAAAAGGUGAAACGGAUCAUGAGAAUAUAUCGGUGAAAUCCAGCUUUAGCAAAUUCGAUGCCCUGCAGAAGCGCAACUUAAUACAUGUACGUUCAAGUGACGCUGGUAAAGCACAAAAAAAAUUCAAUAAUCCACAAUGUGAUAAGGAAAUCAAUUGUCGCCUGUGCGUUAAACCUGUAUACAAAAUGGAGGAAAUCAAGGCCGAAAAGAGCAUUUAUCAUAAGAAUUGCUUCCGCUGCUGUGAAUGUAAUAAACAAUUGAAGGUCGACAAUUAUCAAAGUCAUGAGGGAGUCUUCUACUGUAUGGUGCAUUUCAAACUAUUAUUUUCCCCGAAAUGUGUUGAAAAUUCUGAGACCGAGUUUCCACGUAAACCGGAAUUAAUCGUUAGAGAAAAUCAACCAGUUGAGUUACCUCCAGAUGUUGUAAGAGCUUCAGACAAACCCGAUCUAGGUUUGGAAGAAUUACAACAACUCAAUGUACGUUCAAAAUUUCAAGUUUUUGAAAAUGCAGCACAAACCCACCAGGAACAAGAAAAGUAUCCAGAGGAGCGAAACCCUGUUAAGCACAGCAAUUCGAUAUUAUCGAAAAUAGCGAAAUUGAAAUCGCAAGGAAUUAGUUCAGAUCUAAGUUUAAAAGCGAUUGGCGAUAGACAGCUAGACAAUGGGAGUGAUUACUCCUCGAAGAGCAACAGUGAUAUAAGCGAUAUAGAAAUUGAAGAAAAUAGUAAUGAAGAUGAUGAUGCGGACUUAGUUAGCUCAAAGAAACGAACACAACGUGAACGACCAGUCGGACUUGGUCAUGCCAUGCACGAUAUAAAAACGAGGUUUGAGAAGGGACACAUGAUGUCUAAAGAGGAGCGGCGGGAAGAACGUAAACAGGAAAUUCAAAACAUACGUUCACGACUCUUCAUGGGAAAACAAGCUCGCAUCAAAGAGAUGUACCAACAAGCUGUCGCUGAAUCAGAGCAAGGAAUUACGGCAUCAGACAAAAAACUCGACAUAAAGCAUGAUGGAGGCGCCCGUUCACUUAAGGAACGAUUCGAAAAAGGAGAAGUAUUUAAAAACUCCAAUGAUAAUAGCGAAGAUAAUUCGACAAAUCACAAGGCUUUACAGAAUGAAGAUGUUUUUGAAUCAGCGAUUAGUAAAAACUCACGGAGCAUUUUUAUGGAAUUGGAUGCUAAUGUGGUUGCUAACAGAAAACAAUUGAAUUCACCAAAAUCGCCAAAUCCACAAGUAAAUAAACAACACAUAUAUAACACAAGAGGACAGAAUAGCGAAAAUGAAAACGAGGACAUCGUUAAGUAUGAUGAGAAACCAGAGGAUAUAAAAAUCAAGACCUCAGAAAUAAGUUCGAAAUUUAAAUUUUUUGAAACGUAUCGUCCAACCGAGCAAAAAAGGAAAGAAUUUCGUAUAACUCCGCCAAGGGAGGGAGUUGUGAAGAUGCCAACGCCUGAAUCGGAAAUUGAAGACUCAAACGAAACUGAUAAGAUAGAGGAAGAAACUCACGUACUCGAAAAAUCUCACACUACUGCACUGAUGUUGAACAAGUUUCGUGAAAUGGAACAAAGUAGUAGUGACCAGAAUGCUGGUCCACGACCCCUGAAAUGUUUUACACCCCCUUUAGAUGAUGGUAACCAUGUGUAUGAUUAUGAAAACAGCACCGACGUAGAAUCACAGGAUGAAAACGAAGAUUUUGAAGAAGAGGAUGACGAGGAAGAUUACGACUCAUCAAAUAGGAAUUCCAAGUGUACUCUGGAUGACGAGGCUCUUAAGGAGGCAAAAGCAGCGGCACGUGCUAAGCAACUACGAGCGAAAUUCGAGAAGUGGGAGGCCAAUGAGAAAGAGCGGGAAAUGUAUGAAAGUCGUAUUGAUAUCUACUCUAACGAAGUAUCCGAUAAUUCAAAUAUCGAAAGCACAAAAAUCAUACGGGAGCGAUUUGAAAAUAUGAGGAACUUAACACAGACCACUCAACAAGCAAGACCACGGUAUCAAGUUAAUCGUUUCGUGUAAAACCUACCAAAUCAAUAAUCAGUCGAUUGGAACCUGCUAUAUUUACUAGCUGUUAAUGAAUAUUUCCACUAUAUGCUGUCAAAAGUGAAAUAAAUAUAUAAGUUAUUAUAAAAAUAA